This is a messenger RNA of Arthroderma uncinatum, 1659 nucleotides long. Its product is annotated as proline permease PrnB. Gene Ontology annotation, cellular component: membrane. Lineage: Eukaryota; Fungi; Ascomycota; Eurotiomycetes; Onygenales; Arthrodermataceae. Gene Ontology annotation, molecular function: amino acid transmembrane transporter activity. The transcript has a single exon. The record is from RefSeq and is a predicted model, not a curated record. Gene Ontology annotation, biological process: amino acid transmembrane transport. The coding region runs from base 1 to 1659 and encodes 552 amino acids.
AUGGGUCACCAGGAAGGGCCCGAUGUCGAGGCCAACGACUAUACUCCCGCGCCAGCCUACCAGUAUGGCGACGAGAAACGCAACGAUAUGCGGGCUAUGGUCGAGGCCAGCUUGCACGACACCCGGUAUAACCAGACCCAGCGUGGCCUGAAGUCGAGACAUGUCCAGAUGAUGGCUCUCGGUGGUACUAUUGGUACUGGUCUCUUCGUCGGUUCCGGCCAGGCGCUCGCCAUCGGUGGUCCGGCGUUUCUAGUAUCUGCAUACCUGAUCAUCGGUGUCCUCGUCUAUCUGGUUGUCACUGCAAUUGCUGAGGUUGGUACCUACCUGCCCGUCCACGGUGGUACAAUGAGUUACUACGGCUUUCGAUACGUCUCACGAAGCUUGGGCUUCUCGCUCGGAUAUCUAUACUGGUAUUCCCUCGGGAUAUUGGUGCCGAACGAAAUCGUCGCCGCUUCGCUGAUCGUGGGAUACUGGAACAACUCCAUCAACAUUGCUGUCUGGAUCUCUAUUUUCCUAGUCGUCAUCAUCGCCCUUAAUCUACUCCCCGUCCGCUGGUAUGGAGAGAGUGAGUUUUGGUUCGCCAGUUUAAAAGUCAUCAUGAUGCUCGGCUUGAUCAUCCUGGCUUUCAUCCUUUUCUGGGGUGGUGGCCCAUCUCGCCAGCGACUUGGUUUCCAUUAUUGGACGCAUCCGCGGCCGGCAAACGAAUAUAUAGUCAAAGGCGAUGCGGGUCGUUUCGUGGCAUUCCUACAGUGCAUCGUGCUCAGUGCCUUUGCAUUCCUCUUCGCGCCCGAGCUGAUCAUCCAGACCGCCGGUGAGAUGGAAUCGCCCAGACACAACAUCCCUCGCGCCUCACGUCGUUUCUUCUACCGUCUGGCCUUCUUCUAUAUCCUAGGAUCUCUCGCCAUUAGUGUAACUUGCCCGUCUGACGAGGCGGCCUUGACUAACGGAGGUGCCGGAGCCGGCUCGUCCCCCUUCGUCUUCGGUAUCAAGAAUGCUGGAAUCGCCGUCCUCCCUGGAAUUGUCAAUGCCGUCAUUCUCACUUCCGCGUGGAGUUCCGGAAACUCGUACCUUUACAUGUCCUCUCGUGCUCUCUACUCCCUCGCCGUUGCCGGUGAUGCUCCGCAUAUAUUCAAGGCCUGUAACCGAUACGGUCUCCCCUAUAUGGCUCUAGCUGCCAGUGCCUUGUUCCUCCCCCUUGCAUACCUAGCUGUUGGCAGCGGAAGCUCUCGCGUCUUCAACUGGUUUGUUAGCUUCACCAACACAUCCGCCUUUAUAAGUUGGACCUGCUGUUGCAUCAUCCAUUUCCGCUUCACCAAGGCAGUUAAAGUCCAAGGCAUCGAGCUCACCUAUAAAUCCAGGUUCCAACCCUGGGGUGCGCGCAUCGGAAUCUUUGGCUUCAUUUUCCUUCUUUUGAUCAACGGGUUCCACACCCUCUUCCCCUCGAGAUUUAACGCCUCCGACUUCCUGACCGCAUACAUUGGCAUUCCUGCCUUCCUGUUGGUCUACUUCUCCCACCGUUGGUAUACCAGAAGUGAUCCGUGGAUGUGGCGUCCGGAAGAUAUCGACAUGGUGACAGGUUUGGAUGAGAUUGUUGCCGCCGAACGUCCACCUGUGGUCCGAACAGGAUUCAUGAAAUAUGUCAGCUUCAUCUACGAGUAA